This is a messenger RNA of Lactuca saligna, 975 nucleotides long. The record is from the annotation of a GenBank genome assembly. NCBI's taxonomy places the organism in Eukaryota, Viridiplantae, Streptophyta, Magnoliopsida, Asterales, Asteraceae.
AUGCUAUUCUCCGGUGUCGCUCUACUGUUUUCUACUCCGCCUCCUCCAUAUACAACGCUAAAUCGCCAAAAUCGGCUGCUUCCUCCGCGGAAACAACUCAGCCACUUUUCGUUCUGUACCACCAUUAACGAGGUAACAGCAGUAAGCAUUUCGGAUUUCAUGAGUCACAUCUCCAAUCUCGAAGUCUCGAAUUCAUUGUCACGGUUGCUCACAUCGUGGCUGUUUUACACUUGCAUCGCACAACACGAAAUCAAUAUCGAAUUGCCACCAAAUCUUUAUGUACCUCAAGUCAUCCUAUUCUUGAAUCCACCAGUCUUAAACACCGGUUCAAAAACUGGCAAGAAGAAAGAAAGAAACCUCUCCACUUGUUGGAAAAACAUCAAAGAAAAGGAAGCACUUGAAAGAUACAAAAAUAUAACCGGGAAUGCCAAUUCCGUUUUCUUUCCUGAUUUCCAUGUUAGCCGGAAUUUGAAUUCCGAUGGGGACCGGAAUCGGAAUUGGCUUGCAGCAUCUCCUGAUGGGGUAAUCGACAAGAUGGUUUAUGGGUUGCCUUGCCGAGGGGUGUUAGAAAUAAAAUGCCCAUUUUAUAAGGGUAAUAUGAGAAAAGGUUUCCCAUGGACACAAGUUCCAUACAAUUACAUCCCACAAGCUCAAGGAUUGAUGGAGAUUUUGGACCGUGAUUGGAUGGAUUUUUAUGUGUGGACUCCAAAAGGGAGUAGUUUAAUUAGGAUAGAUAGAGAUUUAGAAUAUUGGAAUGUGUUACAGAUGGCAUUGUCGGAUUUUUGGUGGGGUCAUGUGGAGCCUGCUAGAGAGAUUUAUAGUAAUUAUGUUGUGAAAGAUCCUUUGAUUGAGUUGAAAGGCUUAUGCCCAGAGCCUAAGCAUGAGUUAUAUAGUUAUAUUGUCGAAGAAAGUAAACGUGUUGUUGGGAACUCUAGAUUGUUGAUGCGUGAAAUUAAUGGAAUACGAAUAGACUGA